Ceratosolen solmsi marchali is the source of this 1811-nucleotide messenger RNA. Its product is annotated as activator of 90 kDa heat shock protein ATPase homolog 1. Lineage: Eukaryota; Metazoa; Arthropoda; Insecta; Hymenoptera; Agaonidae. Gene Ontology annotation, biological process: positive regulation of ATP-dependent activity; protein folding. Gene Ontology annotation, cellular component: cytosol. The transcript has 9 exons. Bases 221 to 1339 code for a protein of 372 amino acids. Gene Ontology annotation, molecular function: ATPase activator activity; protein-folding chaperone binding. The record is from RefSeq and is a predicted model, not a curated record.
GUAUAAAAUAGAAUCUUAAGCACCUAGUCUCUUAUACGAGAAGAGAAGCAUGCGAGAAAAUUAUACAAACGAAGCUGAUAUGAAGCUUAUAAAAACCAGAUAGUAUAUACAUUGAAUCGUAACUGAUAGGUAUUCAUAUUGUAGUCCUUUUUAUUCCGCCAUCUUGAAUUUGAACUUCAAGAAAGUCACACUUUACACCCACUGAUAUGUAACGAUCCGCAUGGUCACAUUGCAGCAUAUACCGAAGCACAUUUCUAGAAGUUUCCGUGAGCGUAAGAUAUCCAGAAAGUUACGUACAGAGUUCCUGCUCUUCUAUUCCGUUUCGAAAGAAAUGGCUAAAUGGGGAGAAGGAGAUCCUCGAUGGAUAGUUGAGGAAAGACCUGAUGCUACAAAUGUUAAUAAUUGGCAUUGGACUGAAAAAAAUGCAUGUGCUUGGUCUCAAGAAAAAAUUAAAGAACUGUUUAAAGAUGUUAUUAUUGAAAGAGAUGGAUUUAAAUGUAAAAUAAUGGAAAUUGAGAAAUGUGAAGGAGAAGCAGUAGCAAAUAAUAGGAAAGGAAAAUUAAUUUUUUUUUAUGAAUGGAAUAUUUGUCUCAAAUGGGUAUCUCUGAAUACAGAAACAGAAAUUAAUGGAAAAAUUAAUAUACCAAACUUGUCAGAAGAAAAUGAAAUUUCUGAAAUAGAUGUUGAAGUUAUACUCAAUACAAAUACAGAUGAAGGGGAAAAAUUUAAACAUUUUUUAUAUACAAAAGGUAAAGAUAUAAUUAGAGAAAAGUUAGCAAAAUAUGUAUCAAGUUUAAAAGAAGAAUUUACCAAAGGAAUGAUCCUUCCUAAAAAAGAUGGCAUUGAAAAUAUUUCUAAUAAGACAACAAGAUUUAAUCGAAAUACCCCCACGAAUAUAAUUAUAGAAUCAUAUGAUUCGAAAGCUAAUAACUACAUAGUACAAACAACAACGAUAAAACAACAAUUAAAAUUUAUGUGCAGUGGAACAGAAUUUUAUAAAGUCAUGACGAUACCAGAGUUUGUGAUGGCUUUUACAAAAGGUCCUGCAAAACUUUUUGCAGAAAAAGGGGGACAGUUCGAAUUACUGUGUGGAGUUAUUACUGGAGAAUUCGUUGAUCUUACACCAACAAAAAUAGUACAGAAAUGGAGAUGCAAAUCAUGGCCAGCAGGUCAUUAUAGUGAAGUAACUAUGGAUAUAGUUGAAAGACACGACCAUACUGAAGUUAAUGUAACUCAAACAGCAGUUCCUAUAAACGAGGAGGAAGUGACAAGAAUCAACUGGGACAAGUAUUAUUGGAAUGCCAUCAAGAUGACGUUCGGUUUCGGCUAUUUUAUGUGAUUUUCUACCGAAACUCUUCCUUUAACUUUAAAUACACUUAAGUUAUACUCGUCGCCGUCAUUGUCCUCGUCGAGCAGGACAUCAGCUAUGUAGGUAUUAUAAAUAUUUAUUAAUAAAUAGAUGAAAUUUCGAAGAGCACGACACCAUCCGCAAGCUCUCACGGGGUGAGACCCGACAUCUCUAGGAUCGCGGCGAUAUUUGCAAUCCAGCUAUGCGAAUUUUUUGAUCACUGCUAUUUCAGAACAAUGAUAAAACAUAAUUACUUUAUGCCACCUUCAAUUGAGAUUAUUUUGUGUAAUUUGAUUGUUGUUUAACGACAAAAUAAAACACAAAGCAAAAAUCAUUACUGGUAUUCUAUAUUUACAUCUCAUGGUUUAUUUUUUUUAUUAUUAAAUGAGUACUUUUGAUCGAUAAAUAUGGAAAAGUUAAUACAUAUUUUUCAACAUUUUGGCUCCUUCUAUUAUUUAAAAAU